Messenger RNA from Rosa rugosa (rugosa rose), 1698 nucleotides. RefSeq lists its product as uncharacterized. Gene Ontology annotation, molecular function: tRNA dihydrouridine synthase activity; flavin adenine dinucleotide binding. Gene Ontology annotation, biological process: tRNA processing. The record is from RefSeq and is a predicted model, not a curated record. Lineage: Eukaryota; Viridiplantae; Streptophyta; Magnoliopsida; Rosales; Rosaceae. The transcript has 3 exons. Bases 97 to 1368 code for a protein of 423 amino acids.
CAGUUACAAUUCAGAGUCAGUUAGCAACGGUCCUCCUCCCUCUCCAAGCCUAAAGGCGGCGGCGAUGGGUUGCUCCUCUAUUCCCAUCGUCCCCUCAUGAAAUUCAAACUUCCCAAUCUACCCCUCAAAACCCUUCCCCUAAAACCCAAGUCCCAAAUGGCCUCACUUCUCACCGCCGCCGAGCCCCAAACCCGAAUUCCUCACCCACCGGAAGACCUCGAUGACGUCCUCUGCUCCGCCCAGCAACAGCAGCAGCAGCAGCAGUUGGAUUUGGCUGAAACGGCGCCGUUUCGGAGCUUGAGCGGCGAGUCGCGAAUUGAACGAGCAUGGGCUCACUGGACGAAGCUGGGCCGGCCCAAGUUGAUCGUGGCUCCGAUGGUGGACAACUCCGAGCUCCCGUUUCGGAUGCUCUGCCGCAAGUACGGCGCCGACGCUGCCUACACCCCCAUGCUUCACUCUCGGAUUUUUACCGAGACUGAGAAGUAUCGGAACCAAGAAUUUACCACUUGCAAGGAGGACCGUCCAUUGUUUGUUCAAUUCUGUGCUAAUGAUCCUGAGGUUUUACUGGCAGCUGCAAAGAGAGUGGAGCCUUACUGUGAUUAUGUUGACAUUAAUUUGGGGUGUCCUCAGAGAAUUGCCAGGCGGGGCAACUAUGGAGCUUUUCUGAUGGAUAAGCUUCCUCUUGUAAAAUCUCUAGUAGAAAACUUGGUUGCCAAUCUUUAUGUCCCUGUUUCAUGCAAAAUCCGUAUCUUCCCGAACUUGGAUGAUACAAUUAAGUAUGCUAGGAUGCUAGAGGAUGCCGGUUGCUCUCUUUUAGCCGUCCAUGGCCGAACAAGAGACGAGAAAGACCAGAAGAAAGUGCGGGCCAACUGGGAUGCCAUCAAGGCUGUGAAGAAUUCUGUCAAAAUACCUGUGAUUGCCAAUGGGAACAUAAGGCACCUGGAUGAUGCGCACGACUGUUUGAAAUACACAGGUGCUGAUGGGGUACUUUCUGCUGAGUCUCUUCUUGAAAAUCCAGCACUCUUUGCUGGUUUUCGAACGGCUGAAUGGGUUGAGGAGGGUGAAGAAUGCAAUAAAGAUCGGAAACUGGACCAGGCAGAUCUUUUGGUGGAGUAUCUGAAGCUUUGUGAACAAUACCCUGUACCUUGGCGUAUGAUUCGUGCUCAUGUGCACAAGAUGCUGGGAGACUGGUUCAGAAUGCAUCCACAUGUAAGAGAAGAUUUUAAUGCACAGCACAUUCUCACUUUUGAGUUUCUCUAUAACAUGGUGGAUCGGCUUAGAGAGCUGGGUAAAGGAACUCCCCUUCAUCUUAAGGAUACUAAUGCUGCCAGUAUUCCAGCAAAUGGGCUGGCUGUGUCAGCUGUAUGAUACUAAUUGAUUAAGUUGCUGUGCCAGAAAUAGGAGUCUUGGCGUAGCCAUAACGAAGAAUUAGGUUUUUGUGAUUGAUUUUACAGCUGUUCUAGCUGUGGCUUAUGUAACUCAACUGAUACAUGAGCAAAGGGAAGACACUCCCUUUUAUACUACAUUCUUUGUGCUGAUGAUUUAGUGUAGUCAAGUCUAUUGUCCUUCAUGAAAGAAAGUUUCAUUGUAUUAAUAUCCCUUUAUGGGAGAAGGGUAUUUAUUUUGUGGCUAGCGAAUGAUCUCAGUUUUGACUGAAUAUGUGUAAUGCCUAAUAAAUUGUAGUAUUCUGUCUAUUUU